This is a messenger RNA of Adineta steineri, 2361 nucleotides long. The record is from the annotation of a GenBank genome assembly. NCBI's taxonomy places the organism in Eukaryota, Metazoa, Rotifera, Eurotatoria, Adinetida, Adinetidae.
AUGUCGGAAAAUCGUUUUGUAAACCAUACUAUCUUUGAACUUCAAGAAGCCAAUCGCAGUCCAAUAUUUGGUUAUGAAGAUUCAUCCAUUCUGACAUUAGAAGAAGCUGUGGAAAAACUAAUUCCACUCAUUCCUCGUGUCAUAAAUUAUGUUAUGACAGCUAAAAAUGAAUGUGAUCAACAUGCAGAUUUGUUAACUUGGGAUGAAUCAGCUGCAAUAUAUCUUUACUCAAUGCCAUCAUCUUUUUAUUCUUCUCUCAACAAUACACUUCGAGCUGAAGAUCGACAUGCACUUAAACCAUGGUUUGCUUACUUAAAACUGAUUAUGACAGCUCUCAAGAAAUUACCAUCAAUUAAGACAGUUGUUUGGAGAGGUGUUUACGGUGAUGUUAGUUCAGUAUUUGCUAAUAGUAAUAUCGACAUUUGGUGGAGUGUGAAUUCAACUUCGAUGGAUCUAAAAAUUGUUCAACCAUUUCUAGGCGAACACGGCACUUUGUUCACUAUUGAAGCUAUCGAUGGCAAAGAUAUCUCCCAAUUUUCAGCAAAUCCAGAGGAGCGAGAAGUUAUUCUAAUGCCUGGCACUCGUGUACGAGCCAAAACCGAAGUACUCAAUUUCAAUGAUCGUCUCUUUGUUGUUCACUUGGACGAAGUAACUCUUCGAAGUGAAUCACAAUCUGAGCCAAAUCAUCUGUUUCAAUGGAUAAAACAAGAAUAUUAUCGAAAUGGUUAUAUUGAACGUCUAAUGAAUCCAGCAAAAUUCUAUCCAAUUGAAGACAGUUACAUUAAUUUAGCCAUCGUCGAAACUAAACAACAACAACAAAAAGAAAAACAACUUCGUGAUGCUCCCAACAAUGAUGCUAUUAUGGGAAGUUUUGAAGAGAUUUAUGGAUCAAAAACAACAAUAGAUGUUAAAAACAUUUUUGAAACAUGCAAAAAUCAAGAGAAGAAAGUGCUGGUGUUCGGACGUGCUGGAAUCGGAAAAUCUACAUUUUGUCGAUAUAUUGCUUACCAAUGGGCGAUGGGUUCAUACUGGACACAGUAUGAAUUAUUAGCUUUGAUUCCAUUACGUCGCUUAACAACUGAUCGAUAUCCUCCUUUACCAAGUGGUCAAAAUUAUUCUUUGCUUGAUCUUGUGAAAAAAGAAAUUUUUUCAUAUGAUCUAUCUGAAAGUGAAGACAAACUUCUGAAAAAACACUUUGAUGCAAACAAGACUCUAUGGAUUUUGGAUGGAUAUGAUGAAAUUAUACAAAAUAUACCUUCACAUUUAGAAUGUUUAUUCGAACAAUUACUUAAAACUCCACAUCAUAUUUUAACAUCUCGUCCAUAUCAAAAUGUAUUAGCUUAUCAUGUGCAAAUGGAAAUCACAGGUUUUACAGACGAAAAUAUCGAACAGUAUGUACAACAAUUUUUUAUUCAAAUAAAAGAUGAACUCGACAAUUCUUUGAACAAAAGCCAAGAAUUAUUCAGAUUCUUACAGACAAAUCAAUCUAUCUGGGGUGUUGCUCAUAUUCCAGUGAAUCUAGAACUAAUAUGCAGUCUUUGGAGUAAUGAAGAUUUCAUAGAAACAAAAGAACUAACAAUAACAUCAUUAUAUACAGUUAUGAUAGAAUGGUUAUGUCGACGAUAUUUAUCAAUGCCAAAUAAAAAAAUUCAAAAUUUAUCUAAAGACGACGUCAAUCAACGUUGUGAAAAAGAACUAGCAUUCUUAGAAAAUCUUGCCUUUAAUGGAAUGAAGAGUAACACCAUAAUUCUACGACCAAAUCUACUGAAAAAAGCAUUAAACGAAGAAAAAGUCUCUAUACAGGACCAUCCACAUAUACUCAAUAUGGGAGUUCUCAAAAGUUUUAAUAAACAAGGUAUCCAUACUCAGAUUGAAACAGAUAAAGAUCAUUAUUUUGUCCAUCUCAGUUUUCAAGAAUAUUUUACAGCACGAUAUUUGAUUAAAGCUCUCAAAGACUCUUCAACUCAUCAAGAAGAAAUCAAAUUUAUUCAACGAGAGAAAUACAAUCAACGUUAUGCAUUAGUGUUUGCUUUUUUAUCAGGUCUUUCCAGUCAGGCUGAUUCAAAUAUAUGUUUAACCACCUUUUGGGAACUUAUAUUAACACCACCGAUGGAUCUUAUUGGAAUAAGACAUAUGCAACUUAUUAUCUCUUGCAUUGAAGAGACAUCAUGCCAAUCAACUAUCCCACAAUAUACUGCAUUGCUAGAAUGGAUAGCAAAAUACAUUGAAUAUAAUUUGUCAUCAGAAAACAACAUUAUUCCUGAGCAUCUUGUGCAAUCCUUAAGAAGAGCACCAUCGAAGCGAAGUGCUCUCUCUCAUUUCUCAAAUGAACAGUUCAGAUCUAGCGGUUGUACCGAGUGA